Molecule: messenger RNA, 1275 nt
Organism: Ramularia collo-cygni
Lineage: Eukaryota; Fungi; Ascomycota; Dothideomycetes; Mycosphaerellales; Mycosphaerellaceae
Exons: 2
Coding region: 1-1275 (424 amino acids)
Source: RefSeq, a predicted model, not a curated record
AUGGGCCGCCUAGCCACAUACAUCGCAGGCAAAGCCUCCAGCGCGGACAAGCUUCCCGGCCAGCUUCCCAACGUCUCGCUGAUUGACGCGCUCUGCCCAAGAAUCGUCUCCAUCAGUCCCUCUCGAAAUGAAACCAAGCCUCUUGUCGACAGAGCCCAAGACAGAAAUAGCUCUCGCGGAUCCGUCACUCACAGCGUUGUGUCGAAGGACAAGAAGGGCAAGCUGGUGCUGGUUCAGCAUCGCGAUAAAUCUGUCGGCAUCGGGAGCGGUGGUGACGGUCAAGCAACUCCCGAGGACGCGAAGAAGGAUGGAGGUGCCACGAAUGACAAGGCAAGCAACGGUGGAAAAGCCGACGAGAAGAAGGACGGCGCAGUGGACGAGAACGAGCUCAAUUUCACCCCAGAGGAAGACGCCAAAUUGCUCAAAAUGAAGGCCGACAAUCCCAGUGGGCCUUGGGCCACAGUUGCCGAAGAGCUUGGAAAAAAGGUUCACGAGGUCAAACAGCGACAUCAAGAGCUGAAGAAACUAAGCAGUGGGCCAUCUGAAGAUACCAAAGGUGAUUCCAAGCCGAACAACUCCAUCAAGAAUGAUUCAAAGAAGGAUACCAACUCAAAGGAGUCUCAGAAAAAUGCUGGAGGUACUGUCAAGCUGCAGGAGGGRGAUUGGACCGCCGCCGAGGACGCCAUCCUCUUGGAAAUGUCGUCGAAGGGAGAGAAGAAUCAGAACAUCRCAGCUCUACUUGAUGGGCGGAGCAAGAAAGAUGUUGGCAGGCGACUUCACGAGCUCAAGGGGCAYGACGGCGGUGAUAUGAAGAACGCUGAAGGGGAGAAGGCCAAGGGCGACCAGAACGCCAAAGGAGGUGGCGGCGAAGGCAAGAAGAAUGGCGAGAACAACAACAACCACAACAAGAWCAAGAAAAAGAAUGAAAAGCAGCAGGCAGGUAAGGAGGAGAGCGCUCCCAAAGAGGAAGCCAAACCAAAAGCUCCAUCGAGCAAGGCCGGAAGCAAGGCCGGAGGCAAAGCUGGAAGCAGAGCAGGGAGCUGCCGAAGUGAAGCCAAGUUCACUAUGGGCGAGUGGAUGACACUGCAGGAAGACGACAUGUUCAAUUUCAGAGAGCUUCAGCUGCUCUCUGAGCUGAUCAUCACGGAUCUGAAGGAGUCGCGAGAUGGUGUCUACUCGUGGCUACGUGUCGCGAGUCUGUUCACUGAUCGUACGGGUCGCCGGGUUCAUCCUGAGGAUAUUCGGGAGAAGUUUGAGUCCAUGGCUCGGGACUAA